Plectropomus leopardus (leopard coralgrouper) is the source of this 3619-nucleotide messenger RNA. It is a transcript of the gene iffo2b, whose product is annotated as intermediate filament family orphan 2b. The record is from RefSeq and is a predicted model, not a curated record. NCBI's taxonomy places the organism in Eukaryota, Metazoa, Chordata, Actinopteri, Perciformes, Serranidae.
CAUGAUCCGCGCACAGCACGGAGAGGCCGGGCUCUGACUGCGGUCCUGCAUCCUGCCGUCCCACCGCACCACAUGGAGACUGGAUAGAGCCUCAGUGAACUGGGAAUGACAAAAGAAAGAAGGUGGACCGUUUUCCUCUGUCGACUGGCUAUAUGAACGCGCUCAGCAUCAGCAGCUCCUGACAAAGCAAAGGCAAACAGAGAUGAGGGUGACGGGAAGUGCUACUGCUGCUGCUGGUCUGCGUCAAACCUCUCGCUCCUCCAGUAGAUAAUGCCCUCGGUGCCUCUGAAAGGACUUUUUGGGUGUAUGAUUUGCUUGCCGCAGGGGUCCAAAUCAGCAGGGACAGUGAUGGUCAGCCCUUCUCCAGCUUCUCUGUCACUCUCAGCAUCUGCAUUAUAAGGAGAAACUGGGGGAGUGCUUGUGAAGGAAUAUGCAGAGAUAAGAACAUUUGUUGUUGUUGUUGCAUAUAGAUCAGACAGAGCCACAAUUGGAUUACGGGGUGUUGUUGUUUAUCAACAUGAACUCGCUGUUUUUCUCCGACGCUCCGCCCGGGCCGGUCUGCAACGUCCCCGCCGGGUCGGGCGCGGUGACCAGCGCCCUGCGAAACGACCUGGGCUCCAACAUCCAUGUGCUGAAAACCCUCAACCUGCGCUUCCGCUGCUUCCUUGCCAAAGUCCACGAACUUGAGAGGAGAAACAAACUGCUGGAGACCCAGCUGCAGCAGGCGCUGCUGAAGACGCAGUACCGACACCUUUACGCCCGGGAAGUUGCGGUGCAGACGGACGGUCCCGACUCGCGGCUGCCGGGCACCAUCUGGAGUUUCACCCACGUCCGGAGGCAAGGGGAGCGCUUUGAGACCCUGCAUGGGCCCGGGGUGACGUGGACGCAUCCGGAUGGAGUUGGGGUCCAAAUAGACACCAUCACCCCAGAACUGAGGGCUCUGUAUAACGUGUUGGCCAAAGUCAAGCGGGAGAGGGACGAGUACAGGAGAAAAUGGGAGGAGGAGCUGUCCAAGCGAGAGCAGCUGGAGUCCAAGGUGGAAACCAUGCAGCAGAGCGCGCAGGAGUCCGCCGAGGUCCAGGAUGAGCUGAGCGAGAAAGUGGACAGACUAAAAGCCGAACUCGUGGUCUUCAAGAGUCUGAUGAGUGAUCAAAUGUCUGACCUGGACACUAAGAUCCAGGAGAAAGCCCGGCGGGUGGACAUGGACAUCUGCAGGCGUAUUGACAUCACGGCCAAACUGUGCGAUGUGGCUCAGCAACGCAACUCUGAGGACAUGUCAAAGAUGUUCAAUGUCAGCCCGGCCAGAUCGCUACCAGAAAGGGGUGCUGUGGCGUGCUGCAGGAGAAAAGAGCGUAAAGCCGUGUCUGAUGAGGAGAGCUCAGAGAUGGAUGCAGAACCCAGCCUUUCAGAGGAGGAGGUCCCCGGGUCGCUAAACAUCACGGACGAAAUGAAACGCAUGCUCAACCAGCUACAUUGUUCAGAUAACUCCUUUGUUGCCAGGCGCGAGACAUUUGAAAUUGACGACGACUGUGACAGUCUGACCUGGGAGGAAAACGAGGAGACUCUACUGCUGUGGGAGGACUUCACAAACUACAACGUGCCGUGCACCAUCACUGCAACACCGGGCGCAGCUGCCUGCAUCUCUGAAGGCAACGGUGAAGUCGCUGAUCCAGACUCCCAGGAUGGAAGUCUUGGCAGCCUCAUCGAUGAAACAGAGUCACUAUUUAAGACCAGAGAGCAGGAGUACCAGGAGACCAUCGGCCAGAUCGAGAUGGAAUUGGCCACAGCAAAGAGUGACAUGAAUCGACAUCUUCAUGAGUACAUGGAGAUGUGCAGCAUGAAGCGAGGUCUGGACGUGCAGAUGGAGACGUGUCGGCGGAUGAUUAAAGGCGGCAGGAACUCUCCUUCUUUCAGCUCCGGGGCCAGCAGCGACUCAGGGAACACAGACGAGAUCCAGGACGAGAUCUCGGACAAGGACGCAGAGGCUGAAGUCCCUGUUAGUUGAUGGCUGCAUAGCCGGGCUCUGUCCCAUCUCUUCCCAAACGUCCCUUGUCAUCACAGGGGUUAAAUGUGUAUAGAGCUCCACCCUGCUAGAGCGGUGGAAAAACCUAAAUCUUGGCCUGUUUGACCUGUUAAAGUUCUGAUGGUGGUGCUCACUGAUGCAGGUCCAGAACCGGUGCUUUUAUACUAUUUCUUUUGUUUAGGGAGAGGUGGGGGGUGUCUUUGCUUCACAAAGAGAAAGGGUGCAAAUAGAGUCCGAGCUGUGCUCUCUUCCUCACUGCUGCCUCGCUGGAUCCUUCUCCAGAGCUUCACAUCAUUUUAGGGGAGAGAAAAAUACAUUUGAAAUGUUUUGAACUGGCCUAGAAGUGUUUUGUACAAAUUCCCACCCUAUUAAUGUCCUUUUUUAAAAAGGAAUUUAAAAUAGUACAUAUUGUGCUCCUCCACGUAGUAUUCACAAAAAAUAUAAUUGCAAAUACAUUGAAUAUUUCAUUUAGAUUGACAAACAUCUCUUCGCCCAGUUGGAACACAGUUUUGUUUUUGUUUGCGGUCCAUUAAACUGUUUGGGGUUGAAGUGUCUUCUGCCAAGGAGACAAAAUAAGGAGUAGAAACAAAUGGUGUUGGGAGUUCUGGUGGUUUCUGAGGGAACUCUGCAGAAUUGCCAAAGUUGACAGAGGAAAGGAGCACAGUCUUUUGAUGCAUCAGUGCACUACUGAAGUUCUAUGCAAUUUAGCUGGCCUUAUUUUUGGACUGGCUUUCACUCUUCCUCGUUUCUCGUCAAACCAAUACGAUUAGCCUUUUAAGCAAAGCAGGUGUUUUCUAUGUAUCAUUUUGAGAGCUUUUUGUGUGUGUGCGUCUGUGUGUGUGUGUGUGUGUGUCUCUGUGUGUGUUUAAGCGUGAAAUAAUCUUAGUAUGGGACAUUUGUUUUUUUUAACGACAUCAAAAGUAAAAACUGGAACAGUGCCCCCUCAACAAGGGACUAUAAUCAUUAACGUCUGCCAGUCUCGCUACAGGCAGUGAUUGUUCUGUUUCUGAUGUACUCUAUUGAGGAAACAUUGUUCUCAUCAUGUGUAGAUCAACAUAUUAUUUUACAUGGCUAAAAUCCAACAGAAAUCAAAUUAAAGUUAUCAAAGCUAAACAAUGCCCUCCAAUGUAGGGGUAGUCCACCCCAACAUCGAAAAUACAUUUUUUUCUUUUACCUGUAGUGCUAUUUAUCAGCCCAGAUUGUUUUGGUGUGAGUUGCCAAGUGUUGGACAUAUCGGCCGUAGAGAUGUCUGCCUUCUCUCAAAUAUAUGCAAAUAGAUGGCACUCAGUUUGUCGUGCUUAAAAGCGCCAAAAAAUACCUUUCAAAAACUCAAAAGCAAUGUCUCUCUCCAGAAAUCAUGACCUUGUUACUUAAGAUAAGCCACAGACCUUACUGUGGGCAGUUUCAUGUAGGUACUAUUUUCUCUCUCCUGAACUACACCUGCAAACCUAACACCUGACAGUGUACAGAAGACAGACUCCUCUACGGCCAAUAUUUUCAACACUCGACAUCUCCCACCAAUCAAUCUAGACUGAUAAAUAGCUCCAAAGGGAAGAGGAAAAAUAUGUAUUUUUGAUUUUGUGGAGAACUGUCCCU